Molecule: messenger RNA, 984 nt
Organism: Lachnellula hyalina
Lineage: Eukaryota; Fungi; Ascomycota; Leotiomycetes; Helotiales; Lachnaceae
Exons: 1
Coding region: 1-984 (327 amino acids)
Biological process (GO): signal transduction
Cellular component (GO): cytoplasm
Source: RefSeq, a predicted model, not a curated record
AUGGCGUCCUCUGAAGUGGACAUGAAGUUCCUAGCUCAAUUCGCAGCAAACAUCCAACUCGACCAUUCAUUCCUAGCCAAAAAUCUAUUCCAGAUCCUUGGCAACCUAACUAUGCUCUCAGACAAAGUAAUCCGCGCCAGGAAGCUCCGCCGACUCGAUGUCACCCGCGACACCAAAUCAGUCGACCUGUACUGCCGCAUCAUCUGGUACGCCAGGGAAGGACUCCGGCUCCUCGAAGAGUACAUCUUACCUAUGGUCGCAAAUUUUGGGGUCUUAAAGGUACUCUCAUACAAACUACGAGCAAGCUAUUACCAUCUAUACGUGCUUUUCCACAAUAACCCCAGUGUCUUGCUACGGGCUGGGCACGGGCAGCAGGGCCAGGUUCAUACACCUCCUGGCUUGAAAUCUCCCCGAGCAGCAAAAGCAGACAAGGGCAAGACGCCAGACCAAGACUCUCCAAGUAAUCCCGUCAGACCGAGCUCAGUACAGCCUACGCAUGCACUAGAAGGCGGUCCAGUGGGUGGAACAACAAUGCAGCCACCACCAGAAUUCACAGCCAAUUUCCUCGUCCCGGCGCAAGACUACCGACCCAUCGCCCUGCAAUGUUUCCAAGAAGCAUCCGCGCUAUCAGAGAAGCUGCUCUGGGGCAGUCAUCCAGUGCGUCUGUCGGUCAAAGUGGAGUUCUGCGCUUUCCUGUACGAUUGUCUGCAUGAGCGGGAUAGCUCGCGACAGCUAGCCAAGGUGACGAUCGCCGAGGUGUAUAAUGCGGGCGAGGGCAUGGACGAUGAUAUGUUUGAGGAUGCGGCGGAGCUAGUGAAUAUCUUAGGGAGGAUGGUGAGACGGGGUAUGGGAUCUGGUGGGAGCAGCACGCCUGGUGCUGGGAGUUCGGGGACGAAAUUAACGCUUACGCCGCCGCGAGGGAAGGGGGUGGCUGGCAGUUCGCAGGGCACGAUGCAGAGUCCAGGGAUGGAUAAUCCGAUUUGA